AUGACGUCCGAAUCGAACAAGCCUACAGGUGAAACUGUACCUUCUGCUCUAAUCGCACAAGCUGAAGCUGCCAUUUAUGGCAAUAUCGAGGAUGAAGACCUAUCACAACAUGAGAGAAGACAUUCUAGGCAUCAGGAGGAGACAGCGAGGCCUUCUGUGGAUAAUCUUCCUACAUCGUCUACCCAUCAUCCUUUACAUUUAGAUGUCCCAAAUGCUGAGUCUCAUUAUGACUCUACAGAACCUCCCCCCGCAUAUGGAAACAAGCAUAACGAACUAGAGCUCAGUCAAGAUGGAUUUGACACCCGGGCCAAGGUCUCGGACGAUGGUCGAAUCAAUAUAAAUAUCAAUCAGAAAACUCGCAAAUUGUCUGACCUCCUUAUUCCUGCCCUACGAAACCAGCUCUCUAUUAAUGCACAGGAAGAUGCGAUUCCACUACCCCCAGGAUAUAUACCACUUGCACUGGGAGGAUUGCCUGGUCAGACUCCACCACCAAAACUAAAUGUGGUUAUACACGUCGUUGGCUCUCGGGGAGAUGUACAGCCAUUCGUUGCUUUGGGCAAAACUUUAAAAUCUACAUAUGGACAUCGUGUGCGUCUAGCAACACAUCCAACGUUCAAAGGGUUUGUCGAGGAAAAUGGAUUGGAAUUUUUUAGCAUUGGUGGCGAUCCCUCUGAACUGAUGGCGUUCAUGGUAAAGAACCCAGGUCUGAUGCCUGGUAUUGAUUCGUUGAAAAGCGGUGAUGUUGGUAAAAGAAGAAAGGGUAUGGAAGAAAUUGUCCUAGGUUGUUGGAGAUCGUGUAUCGAAGCUGGAGAUGGUUUAGGUUCGGCUCCUAUUACAUCUGGAUCGCCAUCAUCUCUGGGUCUCGGAUCUGGUAUCAAUAUGGAUACUAAUCCAUCGGAUAAGCCGUUCGUUGCGGAUGCGAUUAUCGCUAACCCUCCAAGUUUUGCUCAUGUACAUAUUGCGGAAAAAUUGGGUAUACCAUUACAUAUGAUGUUCACGAUGCCAUGGUCGCCCACUCAGUCUUUUCCUCAUCCAUUGGCAAAUAUUCAAUCGUCUAAUGCGGACGUGAAUAUGACUAACUUCAUUUCUUAUGCACUUGUCGAAAUGAUGACUUGGCAAGGACUUGGGGAUGUAAUUAAUCGAUUCAGAGAAAGGGCUCUUGGCCUUGACCCCAUUAGUCUAAUUUGGGCACCUGGAAUGUUAAGUCGCCUUCGUGUUCCAUAUACUUAUUGCUGGUCACCAGCACUCAUCCCAAAACCAAAAGAUUGGGGAAAGCAUAUCUCGAUAUCUGGAUUUUAUUUCCUUUCUUUAGCGUCCUCAUAUACCCCUGAACCUGAUUUAGCAGCUUUUCUCGCUGAUGGUCCACCACCUGUUUAUAUUGGAUUUGGAUCUAUUGUCGUUGAGGAUCCUAAUGCGAUGACUAGUCUCAUAUUUGAAGCAGUCAAGAAAACUGGUGUCCGAGCUUUAGUUUCCAAAGGAUGGGGAGGUCUUGGUGGCGAUGCACUUGAUGUACCUGAGGGGAUUUUCAUGUUGGGUAAUGUUCCACACGAUUGGCUUUUCCAACACGUAUCUUGCGUGGUCCAUCAUGGCGGUGCUGGAACCACUGCUGCUGGUAUCGCUACAGGAAAGCCUACUGUGGUCGUACCAUUUUUCGGCGAUCAACCGUUCUGGGGAGCCAUGACCGCUAGAGCUGGAGCUGGUCCAUUACCAAUUCCUUAUAAACAACUUACUGCUGAUAAACUUGCCGCAGCUAUUACUGAUGCUCUCAAACCUGAAACUUUGGCGAAGGCACAAGAGCUAGGAGCUAGAAUCAAGGAGGAAAAAGGCACUGAAGAGGGUGGGAAAAGCUUUCAUGAUCAUCUAGAUGUUGACAAUUUGAGAUGUUCGCUGGCACCACAUAGAGUGGCAGUCUGGAGAGUGAAGCGUACUCAGACUAAACUUAGUGCUUUGGCGGCGAAUGUUCUUGCUAGUGAGAAUCUCAUCAGCUUUGCAGAUUUGAAAUUAUAUCGUUCAAAAGAAUAUGAGACUGAUGAUGGUCCAUGGGAUCCAAUAUCUGGAGGAGCAACUGCACUUCUAGGGACUAUUGCGAGUCUCAGUAUGGGUGUAGCAGAUUUUCCUAUAGAAAUUUUCAGGAAGGUGAAGAGGGAAAAGGAUGCUCAUGCUGCUGCCAAAGCAUCCUCAAACUCUGCUUCUGCUACACCGAAAUCUUCGGUGCAGAAUCGAUCUCAAGAUCAUAUGCUGUUAGAUGAAAAAUCGCUCAGAUCAGUAGACGCUAGUCUGCUGCAAGCAUCGGAAUCAUCAGCAAAAACUUCUUAUGAGAGCACUCAACGGUCUUUGGAUGAUAUACCUACUCCUUUAACACCAACUACUACUCAGAGCUCCAUGUCACAUACAACGAGCCCUGUUGUCAAGCAUACAAAUUCGAUGCGGCAAGUACUGCGGGGUGGCAUGGAAUCUUGUCAUAGUCGCCAUAAUUCAGGCAGCGAAACUCCUAAGGAAUUUGAUCCUUCUAAGUUGACUAUUGAAAAUGCUAUAGGAGCCGGGAAGGGUAUUUCGCGUAUUGUGGGUGCGGGCUUGAAGUCACCUAUGGAUUUCACACUAGGUUUGGCACGAGGAUUUCACAACGCACCUAAAUUAUAUGGUGAUGAUACGGUUAGGCCUCAAGAAAAGGUAACCGAUUUUCAGAGUGGAUUAAAGGCGGCUGGAAAGGAAUUUGGUUAUGGAAUGUUUGAUGGAAUUACUGGUCUGGUUACACAGCCUUUACGUGGUGCAGAGAAGGAAGGGGCUGCUGGAUUGAUCAAAGGCAUAGGAAAAGGUAUUGCUGGGGUAGUUCUCAAACCGGGAGCUGCUAUAUGGGGACUUCCUGGUUACACAUUUAUGGGUAUUCAUAAAGAAGUACGGAAACUUUUCGGUUCAAGCGCACUUAAUUAUAUCAUCGCAGCCAGAACAGCUCAAGGGUUUGAAGACGCCCAGGAAUGCAGUAUAGAAGAACGUCUAGACAUAAUCAAGCGUUGGAAUGAACACAAGGGGGAAUAUCAAAAUGCUAGGCAGAGAGUUCAUGAUAAAGGUCCUGCUGGUCAGGAGACUGGACACCUUUCACCACGAGGCUUCUUCCAAACAAGACAUCUCACUUUUGAUGAAAGAAAAAAGCUUCAUGAGGAACGAAAAGCCAAGCGUGAUGAGGAAAAUAAGAAAGGUGGCAAUAACCUAUAUACGCGUCACCAAUCAGGACUUUGCCGAAGAUCAACACCUUAUAAUGAUUCGUCUCAGGAGGUCCAGGAUUCAACAGUUAUUAACAUUGAUCCUCCUACUAAUCAUGCCAGCGGGAACACACAUCCAGAUUUCGAAGAAGCAAUUCAAGCAUCAGUAGCGGCUACUUCGCGUGGUAACAUAGAAGAAGACCUUAUGAUUGAGCGGGCUAUUCGAGCAAGUGUGGCGGAACUUCAGGGUGGUCAGAGUGCAGGGUUGAGCGAUCAGGAGGUUAUGGAUCGGGCGAUUAGGGCUAGUGUUUUGGCUAGUCAGGAGCAGGAGGGGAGUGGUGGGAGGAGGGAGGAAGAUAGGGAACAUGAGGUACAGCUUGCGAGGGCGAUCCAGGAGAGUUUGAGGGAGUAUAGGAUUGGUGGUGUGAGGGAGGAUGGUGGUGGUGUGGGUGUGGGUGCUGGUGUGGGUAGAUGCGCAAUGAAGAGAGCGAAGAAGAUGAAGAUUUCAAGAGAGCUCUAA
Molecule: messenger RNA, 3720 nt
Organism: Sclerotinia sclerotiorum 1980 UF-70
Lineage: Eukaryota; Fungi; Ascomycota; Leotiomycetes; Helotiales; Sclerotiniaceae
Exons: 6
Coding region: 1-3720 (1239 amino acids)
Biological process (GO): carbohydrate metabolic process
Molecular function (GO): hexosyltransferase activity; UDP-glycosyltransferase activity
Source: RefSeq, a predicted model, not a curated record